Messenger RNA from Acytostelium subglobosum LB1, 1728 nucleotides. RefSeq lists its product as hypothetical. Gene Ontology annotation, biological process: mRNA splicing, via spliceosome. The record is from RefSeq and is a predicted model, not a curated record. Gene Ontology annotation, cellular component: spliceosomal complex. The transcript has 4 exons. Gene Ontology annotation, molecular function: pre-mRNA 3'-splice site binding. Lineage: Eukaryota; Evosea; Eumycetozoa; Acytosteliales; Acytosteliaceae. Bases 1 to 1728 code for a protein of 575 amino acids.
AUGUCUAUAACAACAGCGGAAGCAGCUGCUGCAGCAGUUGCUGCAGAACACAAAAAGACAAAGGAAGAUUGGAGAAAGGCAAAGGAGUUGGAAGAGGCGAGAAAGGCUGGUACAGCACCAGCAGAGAAGGAUGAGGAUGGCAAUGAUAUCAAUCCUCACAUCCCACAGUACAUCAUGAAGGCACCAUGGUACAUCGACACGAACAAACCAGGUCUAAAGCAUCAAAAGGCGCCUCUAAAGGAUAUGGGCUACAACAACUCUUGGUAUCAACGAGGUGUCAGUGCUGGUCCUGCUGCAGUCAAGUAUCGUAAAGGUGCAUGCACCAACUGCGGUUCAAUGACACAUGCUGCCAAAGACUGUUGUGAACGACCUCGAAAGGUUGGCGCAAAGUACACAAACGACGACAUCAAGCCAGACGAGGUUGUACAAGUAUUAAACUUUGCCUACGACGCAAAGAGAGAUCCAUACAAUGGUUACGAUCCAAAUUCAUAUCAAGAAGUUAUGAGCAUCUACGAAAAGGCAGAAGCAGCAAGAAGAAAGAAGAGAUUACAAGAGAUCAUGAAAGAAAACAACAUCAAAGAGGGAGAUAUAAAGAAUGAAGAAGAACUGUUAAAGGAAGUGGAGGACAAGGCAUUCGAUACAGAGGGAGCAGACUUGAUUCAAAAGAUUGAUCCAAAGUCAAGGACGACAGUGAGGAAUCUUAGAAUCCGUGAGGACACUGCAAAGUACUUGUACAAUCUGGACAUGGACUCUGCGCAUUAUGAACCAAAGAGUAGAUCAAUGAGAGAGAACCCUUUGCCUCAUGCAAACAUUGCCGAUAUACCAUUCGCAGGCGACAACUUUACAAGGACCACUGGAGACACUAGGGAAUUCAUGAAGAUGCAGAUGUUCUCAUGGGACGCUGUCGACAAGGGACAGGACGUGGACUUGUCGGCGGCGCCGUCGCAGGCAUCAAUCCUGCACGAGGAGUUCCUAAAGAAGAAGGAGUUGCUCAAGAACAAGGCCAAGGAGAUCAUACUCAACAAGUAUGGUGGCGAGGAGUCACUCAAGAAGCCCGAGGAGCUCAGCAACGACGUCGUGCCACAGAGCGAGAUCUAUCAAGAGUACUCUGCGGCGGGCAAGUUGAUCAAGGGCGUCGAGAAGAUGAUCAAGAGCAAGUACGACGAGGAUGUAUAUAUCAACAAUCACAAGGCAGUCUGGGGCUCUUACUGGGAGAAUGGCGUCUGGGGAUUCCAAUGCUGUAAGCAGACCAUCAAGAUAUCAUAUUGUACAGGAGAGGCUGGAAGGAAGUUGAAGGAGAAGAAGCAGCAGCAACAACUGAGUAGCAGUGGUAGUGGAUCAGAUAUACAACAACAUGGCAAUGGUACUGCUACUCAUCAACAUAAUGAUGAUCGUCACAUGGCAACAACAACAUCAGCGGAAACAGAAUCAAACAACAACAACAACAACAACAAGAUGACGACGGAUAAAGAUAGGAAACAGAUAGAAAAGGAAAAGAAAAGACAGGAAAAGAGAGAGGAGAAGGAGAAGAAAGAGAAAUUGAAACGUGCCAUUAAGGAACAGGAACAAUUGAACAAGACAGACGUGGAGAAGGAUGAACGUAAGCGAGCCUACAACUCAUUGGCCAAUGAAGGUCAUCAAGUGACCGAAGAAGAGAUGGAGGCCUAUAAUCUCAAGCGAAUAAGGUCUGAUGAUCCAAUGGCCAACUACAAAGAGGAUGAUCUAUAG